AUGUUGACAGAAGAUUUGGCUGAUAGAUCAGAUAACGAAAAAUUGCCAUUAACUGGGCGAUUGACACCGGUUGGUUGUUCGUCAGAAAGCGAAUACGGAAAAGGUACAUUAGAAAAUAAAGGCGAUGAAUUAGGUAAACUUCAAUUAUUAGCAGAACACGAGAAACUAAGCGCCCACUUAAGUGCUCUAACACGCCAUUUUGCACAUGUACAAUUGCGUUUACAACAAGUUGUCGGCUCUUCGUUAGAAGAUCGUGAAGUAUGCUCAGCAUAUAUUCUUUAUUUACUUUCUUAUUCUAUUUAUGUCCAUCCGUUCUUUUCACAGCAUUUACUACACGAAUUACAUGAAUUUGCCUCGACUGGAAUUCCCGAUAUUAUUUGUCAGCCAUCAAAAUACAGUCAAGAUAUAAAUAGUGAACAUUUGAUUGAAGAUGAAAAAAAUCGUGAACGAGAAUUCAUCAAUGAUCUAAAACAAAAAUUGGAUGAAUUAGAACGAUAUGCACAGGCAGCUGGUAGUCUCGACGGGUGUCCAACAUCAGUAACAAUUGAAAAACAAAAGGUUCUUAUUGAUCAAUUACGUGAAAAAUUAGAUUUACAAUUAGAUGAUGUAUCCGUAUCGAAAUUAAGUGCUGAAGAAUUACGAAAAUUGGUGGACCAAGGCAUUCAUCAGUUAACAAAUCCUGUAAAACUAAAAGAGAACUUAAUAGUUCAAAUGCGUACUCAAAUUAACGAUUUAGAAAGUUUUGUCGAAUUUCUCAAAGCUGACUCAGGAAAUACUGUUACAUCAAAUACUACUGAUCUUGCUCAAAAUUCGAGUGAGUCAGCAAAAUUAUUAAAUGCAUCAUUACCCACGACAACAACGAUGGUGAAUAGUAAAGUGUUAGUAAAAUCGAAUAAUACGCAAACGCCAACGAAACCACCACCAGUAACCAGACAGCAACCACAACAGUCAUCAUCAAAUAUAAAUACAAAUUUUACGCAAUCAUUUAAAAAAUUCGUUAUAUUAACACAACUGUACACAUUUUUACUUGUGACCUGUGGUACACGCAAUAUGCAAAAGAAAAAUGCAUCACCCUCAGCAACAGUAAUGAAAAAAGGAACAAUUGCUAAAAAACAUUUUGGGGAUCUACGAGCAAAGCUUGAAAUUGCUAUUGAAAAAGUCCUUAAUGUAAUCCGUCAUUCUAAUUCAGUAAUGUCACGCAAUAAUAAUUAUACUGAUGAUGACGUUUCAUCAACAAGUAGCGAGGAAUACGAAAAUGUACGUAUAGUACAAUUGCGAAGUCAAAAGGAAGAAUAUGACUCAGAAGAAGUUGUAUUGGCUGUACGCCAAGUUCUUGCGCCUGCCUUACAAGCAUUAAUGGAACAUGGUCUUUACGAGAUAAACUAUUCUACAAGUCUCGCAGCAUGGGGCUGCUUUGCAACGCGAGGUGGUAGUGUAUUGUAUAAAGAUGAAACAAUGCAUGUAUGGAAAUUAUUUUUACGAUAUUAUGCCAUGAAGCAUGGAAAUGAUUUUUCUAACAGUCCAGCCAGAAAAUUAUCACAAUCAUUUUCAUUAGAUGUUAUUGGAGGAAAGCCCAUCACACUUAAGCAGUGUUUACUUAGUGCAAUAGAUACAGUUGUGAAAUUACAUGAAAAACAUAACAAAUCAAUGGAUAGUUGUUUUAAAGCAUUCAUUUGUCUGGCAUUAAAUGAAAAGAAACUUGUAUCAUUUUUGCGUGUGUUGAUAAAAACAAUUCCAUUGAUUGAAAACUACUAUCAGUCAUGGAGUUACACAAAGACAACUGGAUUUAAUGAUGCUUUACAUGCAUUGGAUCGUUUAACAUCAAUUGAAUUUCAUUUACCAGUUGAUAUAUCCGUACGACGUUUCGUGAAUAUAAAAGAUCUUUAUGAAUGA
Molecule: messenger RNA, 1893 nt
Organism: Didymodactylos carnosus
Lineage: Eukaryota; Metazoa; Rotifera; Eurotatoria; Philodinida; Philodinidae
Source: the annotation of a GenBank genome assembly